Molecule: messenger RNA, 1155 nt
Organism: [Candida] anglica
Lineage: Eukaryota; Fungi; Ascomycota; Pichiomycetes; Serinales; Debaryomycetaceae
Source: the annotation of a GenBank genome assembly
AUGGCUGAUAUAGAUAUGUCUAGACCUCCACUAACAACGAUAUUGCUAGAUGGAGUUCCAACCAAACAGGGGGAGUGGCUCAUGGGGUUAGAUAUGCUGUUUUUCAAUGCAAACGACAAGCUCAAGGGAAUAAAGGGGAUCCCUGAUGGAUAUCAUUUGUUCCAUUAUUCAAGUCCCAAUGAUACAGAAGAGGCGCUUACUUCAGCAGUUCGGAACGGGUUCUGGUUUGACUGUAAGGAGGGUGACGUGAUAGUGAUAUCAUGGGAUCCUCAACUUGAACGAUUUGCUCGAAUAGAUGAUGUUGAUACAGAACAAUUGAAUUGUACAAAGGCACUUUCCACCUUGGGGGAGUCAUAUUCCUUCAUGAUCAAUUAUAUUGACGACUCAAACGUAUGGCAAGAUAAACUAAUAAGCUACGUAGAUGAGGAUAUUAUUGAGAUGAUCCCAAAGGAUAUGAAUACAAUUGUUGCUUCAAGGCAAGAAAAUGAUAUUCUCCGUGAUGCUCUCACCAAGGGAAUCAAUAAGAAAGAGCAAGAAACUCCUACACUAUCCAAAUCAUUAUCUGACUUGAGUCUACAACCUCAAAUAAAUUAUACUCCAAUCAAUUUCAAGAUAAAUAAGGAAGGGGAUUCAAAUGUACAAGAUAUCACUGCCAAUUACCUCGAUAAGACUUGGUACUUCAACUCCAUCUAUUCUGAUCUGGAAUUGUUUUUAGGAGAGUUCCAAAUUUCGUUUAUAAAUUAUAUUGUGUUUGGGAAUUAUUGUUCCAUGGUUCAAUGGCUUCAAAUGCUUAGACUUCUUCUGAUGUGCGAGUCUUUGAUUAACACAUCCAAGUCACUUUGUUUUAAUUUUCUUGAAGUAUUGACGUCACAACUAGAGAAACUCCCAAGGGAAUAUCUAGUGGAUGACACUCAGAUGCAGUGUCUGUUGGAUUUGAAGCAUUAUACCGAAUCAAUGGAAAAUUACUUGGCCAUAUUUGGAACCUGGGAUUGGAACAGUGGAUGUUGUGGGAAAUUGAAAAUGCAAGGGUUAAUUAUAGAACGUUGGAAGAAGAUUAUACAAUUACACAAGGAUAAUUUCGGCCUUGAUUUGAUGGCGUUACAAAAUGAAAAUGAAUUGGAUGAAGAUGAUGGACCAGUAAUAGUCACGACUUAG